CUCAUUCACAGUCAGUCGGACUCGGUCACGAUUCACGGAUCCAGUCGUGAUUUGACUCUUGAGUGGAAAAGGUGAUUACAUGUCUUUGUUGAGAGAGGAUAAACGUGCACCGCAUUAUAUUUGGAGCGUAUAGAUCAAAAAUAGCUUCUGCUGUUCUCAUCCAAAAAUUACAAAGGUGUAUGUCCAAGAUGGCCUCCGCCCACUUAGGCAACGGGAAGAGAGGAGCCUAUUUGACGCUGCUGGUUCUGUGCCUGACGCCGCUCUUGGCGGGAGCUCAGUCCAACUGCCAUCGACAGGAAAGAUGUGACGCUUGCAUUCAAACCCAGGGUUGCAUGUGGUGCCCGAACCCAAAGACGGGAAAAGAUGGAGAGACUAUGCAGCAUUGUCAACCGACAACGAUUGAUGCUUCUUCAUUCUGUGAUCUCGAGGAGCUGGAGAACCCGCAAAAUGAGCACAGUAUUACUGCCAACGAGCCUUUGACAAGUGCCGAUGAAUCGACAAGUUCAGACAAGAUCAUACAACUGGCCCCACAAGGAAUGAAGCUGAAACUGCGUAAAGCUACACCCGAGACCAUCACCGUCAAAUUCCGACAAGCCCAGGGCUACCCUGUCGACCUCUAUUAUUUGAUGGACCUUUCAAACUCCAUGAAAGACGACAAGGCCAAGUUGGCUGCUCUCGGCGGGGAACUCACCAACACCUUGCGGAACCUCACCAAGAAGUUUACCAUAGGCUUUGGCAGUUUCGUGGACAAGGUCAUGAUGCCGUUUGCGGAGACGUCGCCUGAUAAAAUCAACACUCCGUGCCCAAACUGUACCAGAGCCUAUGCUUUCAAGAACAACAUGCCCCUAGACACGGACGAAAAGAUAUUUACGCAACGCGUGGAGGAGGCGGACAUCUCCGGAAACCUCGACUCUCCCGAAGGAGGAUUUGAUGCCCUGAUGCAGGCGAUGGUGUGCAAGGAGGAGAUCGGCUGGAGGCAGCAGUCUCGCAGAAUCAUAGUCUACUCCACCGACGACAAGUUCCACUACGCCGGGGAUGGAAGGCUUGCAGGCAUUGUGGCUCCGAGUGACGAAAGGUGCCACCUGAACGAAGACAGUGAAUACGAAGCCUACGACAUCUAUGAUUACCCGUCUGUUGCUCAGAUCAACAAAAUCGCCAAGAGAGAGAACAUCAACAUCAUCUUCGCCGUCUCAGGCUUCGUGGACUUGUACGCCGACAUCUCGAGGUUGAUCGAGACCUCUUCCUACGGCCUCAUGAACGAAGAUUCGUCCAACGUGGUCGAACUUGUGGUUAAUCAAUACAAUCAAAUCUCGUCGAAGGUUCGCCUCACAGAUAACUCGACGAAUUCCCCCGUGUCUAUUCGAUACAGUUCUGACUGCAAGAACGCGACCAGCGACCCCCAAGAAUGCUCCGGUAUCAGCCACGGAUCCGAGGUGACAUACAAACUGGAAGUCACGGCUAAAGAGUGCCCGAAGGAUCAGGACACGGUGGUCGUGGAGGUGAAGACGAUGCAGGACAGUCUCUUCCUCGAAAUUGAAUUCGACUGCAGCUGCGACUGCGAGAAUGUGGUCAAAAAGGACAACUCCAGCGUGUGCACAUACCACGGGUAUCUCGUCUGUGGCGUUUGCGACUGCUUCCCGGGGUAUCAGGGUCAGCAGUGCAUGUGCUCCUCAGAAGAUGCCUCCGAUGGCAGGCCUGAGGACGAACAGCUGUGCAAAGCUCCAGACGAAGACAGGGUGUGCUCAGGUCAGGGCUACUGUAGGUGCGGUGCCUGUGCCUGUCGUGAGGAGGAGAUCACGGGAAGGUAUUGUGAGUGCAACCGACGCAAGUGCUUGACUGGGUACGGAAUGGAAUGCUCGGGCCACGGAUCUUGUGAGUGUGACCACUGCGAGUGUGACCACGGAUAUCAUGGACAGUUUUGCGAGUGUCCGCCUGAGAGCGAAUGCAUCAAACCUGGAACAGUCGAGGUCUGCUCAGGUCACGGGACCUGUGACUGCGGACGCUGCAAAUGUAACCAAACUUUCAGUGGGCAGUUCUGUGACGACUGCUUGGAAUGCAAAACUGGAAGAUGCCUGGAAUUCCGUGACUGCGUCCAGUGUCUGUUCAACAACCCGCCUUGCGCGUGCAACCUCACCACCAUUGGGGUGGACUCGCUCUCCCCUUACAUCAAGAAGGGAGCCCAAGAAUGCACCUUCGACGACGAGUCGGACAACUGCUUCUUCAAGUUUUCUUACUUGUACCGUGACUACGACAUGAGAUAUGACAUCCACGUUUUGAAGAACAAGGAAUGUCCAGAGGAGGCUCCUGUCAUGAGAAUCGUUCUAGGACUGGUAGGUGGCAUCGUAGCAGCUGGCCUGCUGGCUCUCAUUGCGUGGAAGGUAGCGACGGUGAUCCACGACCGGAAUGAAUACGAGAGGUUCAAGAAAGAGAGCAUGCAAGGGACGUGGAGCAAUGACAACAUACUGUACAGAGACCCUCUCCAGACUGUCCAGAACCCUGUGUUUUCCAAGGAUACUUAGGAAAAGGCUUAUUUCUCUGUUGGGUUCGUCUCUGCUGGUUGUACAGAAUCUGGAGGUCCACAUCAAGUCUUCUAACAAGAAGAAAGCAGCACAAAGACAUUUUGCCUUCUGGUCACCACAGAGAAAACAUUUGUAUGUUUGUGUAAAUGUAUUUAUGUAAACGGAAUGGACUUAUUAUUAUUCCAUUGAUACAGAAGUUGGUUCACUUCUCAGACAAGAGUCCUGUAUUAUUAUGUAUGUGUACACAAUACUUGCAGUUCCUAAGGUAAUGUUAUAAGAGAAAAAUUCAUAAAAGUAUCCAUCAUAGCUUAGUCAAAGCAUGUUAUAAUUAAGCAUUUCAUAAACAUUCAAUAAAUUUUCUUAAUAC
Messenger RNA from Macrobrachium nipponense, 2886 nucleotides. RefSeq names its product integrin beta-PS-like. The coding region runs from base 180 to 2519 and encodes 779 amino acids. The transcript is spliced from 19 exons. Gene Ontology annotation, cellular component: cell surface; integrin complex; focal adhesion. Gene Ontology annotation, biological process: cell adhesion mediated by integrin; cell migration; integrin-mediated signaling pathway. The record is from RefSeq and is a predicted model, not a curated record. Gene Ontology annotation, molecular function: integrin binding. Lineage: Eukaryota; Metazoa; Arthropoda; Malacostraca; Decapoda; Palaemonidae.